This is a messenger RNA of Apiotrichum porosum, 1074 nucleotides long. RefSeq lists its product as uncharacterized. The transcript has a single exon. The record is from RefSeq and is a predicted model, not a curated record. NCBI's taxonomy places the organism in Eukaryota, Fungi, Basidiomycota, Tremellomycetes, Trichosporonales, Trichosporonaceae. Gene Ontology annotation, molecular function: dioxygenase activity. The coding region runs from base 1 to 1074 and encodes 357 amino acids.
AUGGGCGACGACUUCCAGUCCCUCCCCGUGCUUGACCUCUCGCGCCUGGAGACCGACAAGGAAGCGCUCCUCGCCGAGCUCCGCCAUGCGUUGAUCCAUGUUGGGUUCUUUUACAUUGUCAACCACGGUGUGACAAAGGAUCUCAUGGACGCGACGACUUCAAAAGCAAUCGAUUUCUUUGACCAGGACCUCGACGCCAAGCUCACUGUGGACAAGAUCUACUCACCCACCUUUCUCGGGUACAGCACACAGGGCAACGAGAUUACAAAGAACAAGAAAGACAACCGGGAACAGUACGACUUUGCAAACGACCUGCCCGACCCUUGGUCACCUGGCAAGCCCGAGUUCCUGCGGCUUACGGGACCCAACCUGUGGCCUGCCGAUGUGCCCGGCUUCAAGGACACGAUCGGGUCGUUCUGGACGGCGGCGCACGGCCUUGCCGAACGUCUGGUGAGCCUCACCUCUGAAGCGCUCGGACUCGGCCCCAACGGACUGGACGACUAUGUGGUCAAGGGCCAACAGCACCGCGCCAAACUCAUCAAGUACCCAGCUGUCGACGCCCUGUCACCUGUGGACGGUACGCAAGGUGUGGGCGCACACCGGGACACGGCCAACCUCAUUACGCUCCUGUACCAGGCCAACAUGGGCGGCCUCGAGGUGCAGAACCACGCUGGCGAGUGGAUAAACGCACCGCUCAAGGAGGGAGCCUUCAUCGUCAACAUUGGCACGGGACUCGAGUACCUCGUCCACGAGACGGCCAUUGCCACCACACAUCGGGUGACCAACCCACCGGCGGGCAAGGGCCCGCGCUACUCCAUCGCCUACUUCCACGGCACCCGGCUCGACACGGUGCUGCGGCCGGCCAACGUGCCAGACGAGGUGCUCGCCCAGAAGCCGACGAAUGUUGUGACGGACACGAAGGGAUUCCAGUAUGCCCAGCUGUAUGCCGAGGACCCGGGGACGUAUGCGCUUGUCAACCGCAUGAGCUCGCAUCGUGAUGUGGCCGCCAAGUUUUACCCGGCUGUGGCCAAGGCGCACGGCAUGGAUCUCAACAUUGGCAACAGCGGGUACUAG